AUGGACAAAGAUGGUUUUAGGCCCAGUGCUGAAGGACCAUCUCCAGAGAUGCUCUUCUCCUCACAAACGGCUGUUGCUGUGGUGAAAGCCAACUGUGGAGACUAUCUGAUCAGGUCAGACUUGGAUUCAGAGCGGACUCUGUACUACACUCUGCUGGGACAUGGGGCCAGUAAAGAUCCAGUGAACCUGUUUGUAGUGAAUGAGGCCACUGGACUGGUGUAUAUCCGAGGAGUACUGGACCGAGAGGAGAGGGAAACCUACAUUCUGACAGGAGUGGCCAGAUUUAAUAACGGCAGUGUGGCUGAAAGCAAAAUAGACCUGAGAUUUGAUGUGGAGGACGAGAAUGACAAUCCACCUAUUUUUGUCCCUGUACCUCCAGCAACAGUCAGAGAGUCCAGUCCUGAAGGGACUCUGGUUGGCAGAAUCACAGCUACUGAUGCAGACAAGGCCAACUGUUCUCAUUCAAAGAUUGCCUACAGACUUGUGAAGCAAGAGCCCUCUAAUGGCAGAGACCUCUUCUACAUAGACAGAGAAACUGGAUCCAUCUAUGUUAAAGAGAACUCUUUAGACAGAGAGACACACAGCUCCUACAUUUUAACAGUUCAUGGAACUGAUAUGGAUGGAAAACCUGAAGGCAACACAGGUACAGGGACCAUACAAGUCAAAGUAUUGGACAUCAACGAUAACCCACCCAAGCUGGAAAAAGAUGAGUAUGCAGGAAGCAUUAUGGAGAACACAGCCCACAUUGAGGUCAUGAGGUUCAAAGUGCUGGAUGAAGAUGAGGAGAAAACUGACAACUGGCAGGCUGUUUUUGAUAUUGUCACUGGAAAUGAAGGUGGAAUAUUCAGCAUAAAGACUGAUCCCAAAACCAACGAAGGCAUUCUGAUGCUUGAAAAGCCUGUUGAUUUUGAGGAAAAUCCCAAUAUCAAACUGGAAGUGGUGGUAUCCAAUGUUGCCCCAGGUGUGGGGGAUGGGGACGGCGAUAAUGGGAGUCAAGGAGGAGGCGGAGGAGGUGGAGAAGGAGAAACUGGAGGAGGUGGAGGUGGAGGUGGAGGAGGAGGAGGAGGAGGUGGAGGUGGAGGAAGAGGAGGAGGGGGAGGUCCCGUUGCAACUGGUGCAGGAGCAAAACUUUACCCAGUGAACAUCGCAGUGCUAAAUGAACCUGAGGGAGCCGCCUUCAGACCCAGAGUGAAACCCUUCCCUGUUUCAGAGAACCCAGAGGAUAAUCCAUUGAAAAAGCUGAUUGGUGUAUUCGCAGCCACUGACUCUGACACUGGACAGCCUGCAGAAAAUGUUCGAUAUGCCAAAGGAUAUGAUCCUGACAACUGGCUGUUGAUUGACCCAGAAACAGCAGAGAUCAGACUUCAAAAGGCCCCAAACAGAGAGUCCCCGUUCGUGAUUAAUGGAACUUACUACGCCGAAAUACUGAGUCUGAGUGAAGGCAUGCCUGUUAAGAUGGCCACCGGAACAAUAGCGUUGAAGGUGGGAGAUGCAAAUGAUAACUGCCCCACACUGACCAACCACGUGGAGUACACCUGCUCAGACACUAAAGUGAUCGAUGUUUCUGCAGUGGAUGAGGAUGGAGACCCAAACUCAGCCCCUUUCAGCUUCCGCCUUGCAGCCGAAAAAAGCCAGAAGGAGUGGAGGGUUGAACCUUUAAAUGACACCAGUGCAUCUCUUAGGGCUUUGAAAAUGCUGUGGCCCGGUCACUACCAGGUUGCCCUCAUAAUCCAGGACCAGCAGGGCUUCGCCUGCCGAGACCCUCAGAACCUGGUCAUACAUGUGUGCUCCUGUGACGAAGGAGAGACCUGCAGACCAGCAGGUGCAGAUGCUCGAGCAGCUUCUCUCAAGGAUUCCUCUUCUACAUUUGGAGGACUGGGAGUGGGAGCACUGAUCCUGGGACUUCUGAUGCUGCUGGCUGUAGGUUUAUUACUGAUGACCUGUUCAUUUGGAGAAGAUACGGGGAGUUUCUCUGAUUUUCCUUUUGAAACUCAAGAACAUUUGAUAAGUUAUCAUACUGAGGGCCAAAGCGAGAACAAGGAAAUCCCUCUGCUCAGCUUUCCAGUCCAGAUGAUGUCUGCUGUACCAGCCAACAUUGUAGCUUCCAAAACCAAAGACCACACAGCAAAUCUUGAGAUGGGCAAUGCCAACAAAAUGUACAUAUCCAGGUAUGGGGUCGACAGCAAAGGAUCCAGGAUCCAAAGCAGCUUUGGAGAAUCCAGAGAGACCCGGACAGAGUUUUACUCAAUGGAGGAACAACUGUUACAGUAUGACAGCAUGUAUAACAUUGCCCUCUCUGAUGAGAUACUGCAUCAGUACUACUCUCAGAAAGCGAGCUGUGCAGCAAACAAUCAGGCUGCGAGGGAUUGUCUGCUUGAGUUUGACUACGAGGGCCAGGGCUCCUCUGCCAGCUCAGUGGGCUGCUGCUGCCUUCUGGAGUCUAAUGACGACCUUCACUUCCUCGAUAACCUCGGGCUAAAGUUCAAGACUCUGGCUGACAUCUGUUCUCCUAGACCUGUGACACCUCAAAGUAUUGUCACCCCAGAGGUGGACAAAGUUGACCACAUUGUUGCGCCCUCAUUGGAGAUAACACCACACAGCAUCCUUAGCAAGAGCUCAGAGCAAAACCUAAAUGUCGGUAUCAACGAGUCAUCCUCUGGUGUUGUGGGCUUAAGCAAGACACCCACCAGCAGCAUGCAUGGGCAGUUUCCACACUUCACCAGCAGCAAAGCUCAGUCACCUGAUAUCAGUCCUGUUACCACAGCCAUGCUGCCAUCUGCGGCUCAGAUGCUUCUAUUACCGCAGCAGCCAGUCUACUACGCCACCAACCCCGCGAUGCAGCCAGUGCAUUACAUAGUCCAACCACAGCUUCAGAGCACAAUGCUGCUGGCUGAGGCACCUGUCAGCAACUCGCAGGGUGUGAUUCUGAACGGGGGAAACGCUGCUGGGACUUUAACUCUCAGUAGAACAAGAGCCAACAGAGUGAUGAAGGGGAACCAGGAGGUGGGAAUAUGGACAUUUUCUCAUUAA
Messenger RNA from Plectropomus leopardus (leopard coralgrouper), 3030 nucleotides. NCBI's taxonomy places the organism in Eukaryota, Metazoa, Chordata, Actinopteri, Perciformes, Serranidae. The record is from RefSeq and is a predicted model, not a curated record.